AUGGCGAACAUCGAUCUCGACCGUUUCGAUCCCACCUGCAAGGACGAGGGUGCAAAAUGGUACGCCUGCCCGGCCACAUCCUCGAACCGUUCGCCCUUUGUAGGCUGCUGCAAAACCGACCCAUGCACCCUCAGCGGCUGCGCAGUCGGCAACCUCGCGCCUGUCUCCUUCAAUGCCUCCGCCUACGGUAGCAUGCCAGAUCCCUCAUGCGGCGCGGCAUCAACCUUUCGCUCAUGCGUCAAUAUACCGAAGAACGACACCACCUUCUGGGGUUGCUGUAAAAGCGAUGCGUGCAAUACCGCGGACACCAAGUGCCCCAAGAACGACCUUACAGCUGCUGUGCUUGAUACCGCGAGUCUGCAGCAGGCGUACAGCGCAAACGGCACGACGGGCGAGGCGGAAGCGGAAGGUGGGCACUCACAUACGGGCGUCAUUGUAGGGGCUGCGGUAGGCGGAGGCGUCGCUGUCGUGGCAAUCAUUGCUAUCCUCAUAUUCUGCCUCUUCAAGAAGCGGCGCGCAAGGAGCAGGUCCGCUCCGCCGUCUUCGCAAGCCCCGUUUCCAAGCCCAGAGAAGACAGAAUACCGCCACUCUGUGAUAUCCGAAGGUACGAAUACACUUUCUCCUGGAGCACCACAGCGAGGACUCGGAAUAUUAUCUGACGGCACGGCAGCUCCGCCCCUCUACAACUCACCCAAACCUCCGCCCUUCGCGGCAUUUGGACAGCACCAGUACACUCCCGUCGCACAGACCGGCGAGCCGCAGGAACUUCCCGUAGACUACACAGCCGGGUCGAGUCAGAGGUAUUCCGAGUUGCCUGCAGAAGUCACUUCGAGCUCGCCGGGGUUGCGACAGGCGCCUGCUGAGCUCGAGAGCCCUAUGAUCAGCCCCCAGCCCUUCGGGAGUCCUCGACCAAGUCCCAGAUCCCAGGGGCCGUCAAGAUUAGGGGACGGAGAGGGCGAGAGGCCACGGACGGCGGAUACGACGUAUAAGGUCAGUAUGGGAGGAUUUGCCUCGCCGCGGUAG
This is a messenger RNA of Didymosphaeria variabile, 1023 nucleotides long. RefSeq lists its product as uncharacterized. NCBI's taxonomy places the organism in Eukaryota, Fungi, Ascomycota, Dothideomycetes, Pleosporales, Didymosphaeriaceae. The record is from RefSeq and is a predicted model, not a curated record. The transcript has a single exon. The coding region runs from base 1 to 1023 and encodes 340 amino acids.